AUGCAUUACACUUCUGCUCUUGCCCUCUUCCUCGGCCAUCAAGAUCAACGGCAUCUCCUGCUCGGCACCGGCUGCCCCGCCGGCACCGCCGACGUCCAGGUCGAUGCCACCGGCGAGCUCUUCGAGGCCACCUUUUCCGCCUACGAGGUCCUCACCGGCCCUGGCACCAAGGCCUCGGACUGGCGCAAGAACUGCAAGCUCACCAUGAACCUCGAGUUUGAGCGCGGCUUCCAAUUCUCCAUCAUGGCCACCGACAUGAUUGGCUACGCCGAGAUCCCCGAAGGCGCCCACGGCAGCUGCAAAAACACCUUCUCCUUCACCGGCCAGACCUCGUCCGGCGGCAUCGACAAGGUCGACUUCGACCUCGGCCUCGACGGCCACUACAGCGGCGACUUCGACCUCCACGCCGAUCCCGGCAUCUUCUCGUGGUCCCCCUGCGACGGCAGCACCGCCAUCCUCAACAUGAACACCCAGUGCGCCAUCAGCCCCACUACCGAGAGCGCCCUCAUUGCUGUCGACCACCUCUCCGGCAAGCUCACCGUCCAGUUCCGCCUCGCCUGGAGGCCGUGCCCCAAAUAG
Parascedosporium putredinis is the source of this 579-nucleotide messenger RNA. Lineage: Eukaryota; Fungi; Ascomycota; Sordariomycetes; Microascales; Microascaceae. The record is from the annotation of a GenBank genome assembly.